AAUACAACCAUCGCUCAAUCGCGAGAUUUUGCGAUAAAAUAAGAACCGGACUCCAUCCUCUUUAUAUGCAUGGUCACCGCUACCGCUCCAUGAUCUUGUGUUCCUGCAUCGAUCGGUGGGCGCUGGCUGCUCUCGGCGCAUCAGCACUGUGAUCCCCCAUCCCCUUCGGUUACCAAGGAGGCAGGGGGCCCUGUCCUGUUCGCGCGUCUCCGGUGCCUGUGCAAGGAGGAGGAAGAUGCAGCAGGAGGCGACGUCUCCGCUCCCGGCGCUGAGCAACGGCUACCAGCCGCUCCCGUCGCUGUACCUGGGGUUCCUGGCCAUAUGGGCGGCCUCUGGUUUCUCCUGGGCCUUCAGCACAUGGAGGAACCGCCAUUACCAGGCGAAUAACCUACAAUGGAUCCUGUCCCUGGUCCCGCUGAUCAAAGCGCUCCAAAUGGCACUCUCGUUCCUAUUCUGGUACUCGUGCGUGCACCUUCAGACAUGCUCGCUGUGGAUGUCGUUCGGCGCGUACGUGACGGGGAUCCUCUUCCAGACGGCCUCCUUCGUCUCCUUCGUGCUCAUCUCCCACGGCUACUGCAUCAUGUGCGAGCGCCUCUCCAUCCGGGAGAGACGAACCACGGCCGCUCUCGGGUGCCUUCUGUACCUCAGCCUCAUCGGCUACAAGGCUGCAGUUCCUUAUUUCACAGUCAUUCUUCUGAUCAACUAUUUCGCGUCAUUUUACAUCAUAUUCCGGCGUACAUCCCAGAACCUUAUAGUUUUACAGGAGCAGCUCAGUUUCAUAGAAGAGGAAGACAUCCAUUCGUUGCACGGCGCGCUGAACACAAAGUACACAAUGUUCAAGAGAUUUCAGGGAACGAUGCAGGUGGCCGCAGUGGCAUUCAUCAUGGUCUACAUGAGGGCCGACGACACACCAGAUAACUACUGGUUUCGCGUGUUAGUGCGUGAGUGGGUACAGUUCUGCAUCUUCAUGUACAUUGGAUGGAACUUCAGAAUCCCUGAAGCAUCACUUCAUCUGCCUGCCAUACCCCUUAUGAAAUCAGCAUGGGAGAUCACCAUGCCUCCUAUUUACAGUGUGGAGAUGAACGCAGCCGAUUUCAAAGGUCUAGUCUCGGAUCAAUGGCAUGUUGGAGUGAGGAGUGGUUCAGGCUGUUCUGCGCAACCGCUACUGGUGCUGGUUCAGAACCCUGCGCAACGACGGCCUGUCCUUCCGGUAGAGCCUCAAAGUUUCAGUUGGAUAGGGACAGCCAGGUGUAGUUCUGAAACCAGCUUGCUGAAGAUCCCAUCGACCAACUGGCACGUUACAAAGCUGACGCAAAAUAGUUGAGUUGGACGGAGAAAUACUUGAUAGUAUUUCUUGCGAAAGAAUCGACAACAUCCAUGGACGAACUGUCGGAGUUCACAGCUUCAACAAUGAAUGAACCACCUUUUUUUUUUUAAAGGAAUGAAUGAACCACCUUUGGCAUCUUACACUUUUGUUUUCCCCUCGGAAAUACUGAAAAGAUGUACAUAUAUAGAAAUGGAAAAAAUGGUUUAUAAAUUGGAUUGAAAAAACAA
This is a messenger RNA of Sorghum bicolor (sorghum), 1554 nucleotides long. RefSeq lists its product as uncharacterized. NCBI's taxonomy places the organism in Eukaryota, Viridiplantae, Streptophyta, Magnoliopsida, Poales, Poaceae. The record is from RefSeq and is a predicted model, not a curated record.